Messenger RNA from Choloepus didactylus (southern two-toed sloth), 756 nucleotides. RefSeq names its product proline-rich protein 23B-like. The transcript has a single exon. NCBI's taxonomy places the organism in Eukaryota, Metazoa, Chordata, Mammalia, Pilosa, Megalonychidae. The record is from RefSeq and is a predicted model, not a curated record. The coding region runs from base 1 to 756 and encodes 251 amino acids.
AUGAUGGGCAGCCGGCCUCGCAGUCCUAGCCCUGCUCCCUGGUGGGCACCGCAGCAAGCAGGACCCGGCCCUGCCAAGCGCCGCCGACUGGAAGAGCCGGCGGGCCCCGAGCCCGAGGCGACGCCCGUCCUGGAAGAGCUCGCGGGGCCCGGGGCCGCGGACGCGCUCACCUCCGUGGUGGUGCUGGCGACGGGUUGUGCGCUGCAAGUGCCCCUGGGCGACGCCGAUCUGAUGCUGGCGCCCGCGCCGACGUCGGUCCUGCAAGUGUCUCUCGGAGACCACACCCUCAUCCUGAUCCCCGAGGCCCUCCUGGGCUCGGUGGAUGAGCUGUCGGGAGGAGAGGACGGCGCGCCCGUCGGCCUUGAACCCGGCUCUUUCCUGGAUGCUCCCGAAGUGGUGGAGCAGGCAUUCUUAUGGGCUUCCGCUGACGAGACCGAAGAAGACGUGGAAUUCGAGUACCUGGAGCCCUGGGUGGACCCUCCAGGCUCAGUCGCUGGGCUCCUCGGCUCCGCUAGAAGUGUCCUCAGCCCCUGCUCGCGGGGCCCCAUCCCAGAGCCCUGUCCUCUGGCGUCCACUCCAAGUCCAGAGAGACGCUCUUCUGAUCCCUACUUCAACCUGGACGUCCACCUUCUGAGGCCCUUCCCCAACUCACCACUCCAACCUUUGCCUCCCUCUCCUAGUCCAGGCCCCCACGAGCGCCCUCAGCGUUCUCCCCGCCCUCCGUGCAAGGCCAGGAGACGCCUGUUCCAGGGAUGA